CCAGUCCCCACGUACCGCUGCCGCACCCACGAGACGCGCGACUUGACCACUGACGCGUCGGCCCGGCGGUAAAAGUGAGACCGUGAAAAUUAACCCGACCUGCUCCGCCGACCCGGCGACGGUGCCCAUAAACUCGAGAGAGACCAGCACGAGCUCGACCACGAGAGGAGCUGAGACACACGCACCGUCUGUUCCAUCCUUAUACCGCUAGCUAGCUAGGAACUUGUUGCUCGCUCCCACGGCGCCGCGCAUGCAGGAGCCCGGACGCCGGCCCGCGCCGCCGUUUGCCGGCGUCGACCUCCGCCGCCCGAAGGGCUACCCGGCGCCGGCCGCAAAGGCGGAGGAGCUGGCGGCGAAGACGCCGCCGCCGGUUGGUGAUCCCUGCCCGCGGUGCGAGUCGCGGGACACCAAGUUCUGCUACUACAACAACUACAACACCUCGCAGCCGCGCCACUUCUGCAAGUCCUGCCGCCGCUACUGGACCAAGGGCGGCUCCCUCCGCAACGUCCCCGUCGGUGGCGGCACCCGCAAGAGCUCAUACUUGCCGUCCUCGUCCUCGCCCGCCGCACCCAAGAACCCCAAGCGGUCCAAGAACUCCAAGCGCCGCCGCGUCGCCCCUACCCCGGACCCCGCGCCCAGCACGGACGCCUCCACCGCCACCGCCGACGUCGCUAACACUGCACCGACGCCUGCGCCGUCGACGGAAGCCGCAGAAACGGUCGCCUCGGAGGAUUGCGCCGCGAAUCCGGCGGCGGACGGCGGUUUCACGGACUCGUCGGUGGCGCUCGGGCUCGGGCUCACGGAUGUUGGCGGCGGCGGGAAGGAGCUGCCGGACCCGAGCCAGUUCGAGUGGCCGUCAGUCUGCGACCUGGGGUCCUACUGGGCCACCGGUGUGUUCGCCGACGCCGAUCCGGCGCUGUUCCUCAACCUGCCUUGAGCCCGGCUGUGAGUGAGUACGCCAUGGUUAAGUUUAUCAACCAUCACGAGAAGACGAACAGAGCAAAGCUUCAAGCUCCGAAGCUGGCUGCUGGAGUUUCCUGAGUAUAUUGAUCUCGAGCAUCUUACUAGUGGCUAGUGGUCUGCUGAUUUUAGCUGCCGCCUUUUACUUGAAUAUAAAGGCUAACUUGGGUUGUGCUCUAUACAAAUCUGUGUUUGUUUUGAACUGAUCAUGGUGCCUGGGGCCCUGAAAAUCACAAGAAUAGUUGCAAGGAGAACGGCUGUUCUCCUUUUCUUUCCUAGCUGAUCAUGGCUCCAUUUCCUAGCUGAUCUUGCUAGUA
Phragmites australis (common reed) is the source of this 1277-nucleotide messenger RNA. RefSeq names its product dof zinc finger protein MNB1A-like. NCBI's taxonomy places the organism in Eukaryota, Viridiplantae, Streptophyta, Magnoliopsida, Poales, Poaceae. The transcript has a single exon. Bases 251 to 937 code for a protein of 228 amino acids. Gene Ontology annotation, biological process: regulation of DNA-templated transcription. The record is from RefSeq and is a predicted model, not a curated record. Gene Ontology annotation, molecular function: DNA binding; DNA-binding transcription factor activity.